GGGAGGCCGAGACUGCCGGAGGUUCUAGUAGAUGAGGCGGCGGCGGCGGCACGGGCUCUCCAUGAGCAAGCGGCGGCGGCGACGGGUGCGGGAGCACCGGCGGUUUUCGGUCCCCGGGGAGGAUGAAGACACUGUUUGAAGAGAUCAAAGCAUCAAUUAAAAAUAACUAUAACCAAGAUCGCUCAUUUUGGAGGCCUGUUCUUCCUUGGGGAGGUGUUUUUACUAUCAAAGCUGGCCGCAAAGCAGUAUCCUGUACACCACUCUAUGUUGAAAUAAGACUGAAAAAUACCUGCACCAUAGAUGGAUUCUUGAUGUUAUUGUAUGUUAUUCUCAAUGAAAAUGAAAAUUUCCCCAGGGAACUCUCUCUUCAUUUAGGUAGAGAGUUUAUAGACUGUUUUCUUUAUUUAAUGGACACCUACAGUUUUACAACUGUGAAGCUACUUUGGAUUUGGGACAAAAUGGAAAAACAACAAUACAAAUCUGAAGUUCAUAAAGCUUCAUUAAUAAUUGAUUUGUUUGGGAAUGAGCAUGAUAAUUUUACAAAAAAUCUUGAAAAUCUCAUGUCGACCAUACAAGAGAGUUACUGUUCCAACUGGCGAUGCCCAACUCGAGUGCAGGAAGAUCAGCAGCGCACAAUUAAUAUAAAUCCUCCCCAAGAAAUUCCACAUGGAAACUUGAUACGACUGGCUGUGGAUGAGUUAUUCUGUUCCAGGAUUGAACUGUGUGAAGAGUGUGGGUGUGGUGGCUUAAGGGAAUUUUCCCAACGAGUGUUCUGCCACGGGGCACCCCCUUUUGUUGUCUUAAAUAUGCAGCAUUGGAAAUCUGAAGAUCUGGCAUAUGUACCCUAUUACUUGGAUUUAUCUGAUCACAAGUAUUUGUUGGAAGGUGCCACAUUGUUUAACAAAGAGGAACAUCAUUAUUCUGCAGCUUUUCAAAUUGAUGGACAUUGGAUGCACUAUGAUGGCCUCAGAAAUGUGAAUUUAAUUUUGUUAAAUAAACCCCCAGAGUUUCUCCUCUUGUCAUCAUUAGUUUAUAUUCGAGCAACAGAGAAAUAA
This is a messenger RNA of Eubalaena glacialis (North Atlantic right whale), 1055 nucleotides long. It is a transcript of the gene DORIP1, whose product is annotated as chromosome 2 C14orf28 homolog. The transcript is spliced from 5 exons. NCBI's taxonomy places the organism in Eukaryota, Metazoa, Chordata, Mammalia, Artiodactyla, Balaenidae. The record is from RefSeq and is a predicted model, not a curated record. Bases 123 to 1055 code for a protein of 310 amino acids.